Molecule: messenger RNA, 3543 nt
Organism: Petromyzon marinus (sea lamprey)
Lineage: Eukaryota; Metazoa; Chordata; Hyperoartia; Petromyzontiformes; Petromyzontidae
Source: RefSeq, a predicted model, not a curated record
CACGGGGGGACAGGGAGACACGGGGGGACAGGGGGGCACGGGGGGACAGGGGGACUCUGCUACCCGAGACAGAGCGAACAAGAUGAAGAGGCGGCAGCGGCGUUUUGAGGGUCUCGAGGCUGCGUCGGCGGAGCUGCCAGGUCGCAGUCGGGAGUUCAAACCCCUGCCGGAAUCGGAGCGAUACGAAGUGAACACCAAACCUGGAGACAAGAAAGACACUUCCAUCCCACUGCCCCGGAGUUUCAGCCCUCGCUUCGUCGAGGCCGCGUGGGGGCCCUGGUGGGAGAAGCAGGGCUUCUUCUCUCCCGAGUACCACGAUCGUCUCCCCCACCGUGUCUCCACUCACUUCUCCCUGUGUCUCCCUCCACCCAACGUCACGGGGACUCUGCACCUCGGACACGCUCUCACCGCUGCCUUGCAAGAUGCGUUAGCUCGCUGGCAUCGCAUGCAGGGACACAGGGUGGUGUGGGUGCCUAGCAGGGACCACGCGGGCAUCGCCACGCAGGUGGUGGUUGAACGUCACCUGGCGAAGGAGCGGGGUCUGAAUCGUCACCAGCUGGGCCGUGACGAGUUCCUCAGGGAGACCCGUCACUGGGCGGACACGAAGGGGGUGCAGAUUUACUCCCAGCUGCGGAGUCUCGGAGCCUCGCUGGACUGGAGCAGGGACAGGUUCACCAUGGACGAGGGGUUCUCGCGAGCGGUGAGGGAGGCGUUUGUGCGUCUGCACGAGGCCGGGCUGCUCCAGCGAGGGGAGCGGCUCGUCAACUGGAGUUGUCAGCUCCGCUCGGCCAUCUCGGACGAGGAGGUGGACACGGUGCGAUUGUCUGGCCCCACCCUCCGGCGUGUCCCCGGCUACGAGCAGGAAGUGGAGUUUGGUGUCAUGCAGAUUGUAGCCUACCGCUUGGUGAGACAGCACGCCGCUGUGCCGGGGCCGGACGAGCUGCUCGUCGGCACGACGCGCGUGGAGACGAUGCCGGGAGACGUCGCCCUCGCAGUCCACCCCGACGACGCCCGCUACCAGCACUUGGUGGGUAGCAGCGUGCUGCACCCGCUGGAUGGCCGCCUGCUGCCGGUCAUCGCCGAUGGCAGCGUGGACCCGGAGCUAGGAACAGGAGUGGUGAAGGUGAGCCCUGCCCAUGACGAGGUUGACCGCUCCAUCGCCGCCCGUCACGGCCUCCCCUCCAUCAGCGUCAUGGACGGGGACGGCCGCAUGGGGGCACAGGCUGGGCCUGGACUGGAGGGCCUGCCACGGUUCUGUGCGCGUGCCGAGGUUCUGCAGAGACUUGGUGAUGCCCGGCUGCUACGCCGGAGCGAGCCGCACGGCACGCUGCUGUCCAUCUGCAGUCGAUCAGGAGACGUGGUGGAGCCCAUGCUCAAGUCCCAGUGGUUCGUGCGCUGCCAGGACAUGGGGCAGCGUGCAGCACAGGCUGUGCAGGAUGGUCGGCUGGAGUUGAUUCCUCCAUCGCUACACAAGUCAUGGACAUCCUGGCUGUCCAAUGUCAAGGACUGGUGCGUGUCACGGCAGAUCUGGUGGGGUCAUCGCGUGCCAGCGUACCGCGUCCUGCCCACCACCACCACCGCCACCACCGCCACCACCACCACCACCACCGCCAAAGAGGAGCUGUGGGUGUGCGCUCGCGACGAGUCGGAGGCCAAGCUGAAGGCACAGUCCCAGCUGGGGCUGCAGCCAGACUCCUUCACUCUGCAGCAGGACGAGGACGUGCUGGACACGUGGUUCUCUUCGGCUCUGCUGCCUUUCGCUGUGCUGGGCUGGCCGGACCAGACGCCUGACGUGGCGAGCUUCUACCCCAACUCGCUGCUGGAGACCGGCCAGGACCUCCUCUUCUUUUGGGCCGCCCGGAUGGCCAUGCUGGGGCAACAGCUCACGGGACAGCUGCCCUUCCCGCAGAUGUAUUUCCACGCCAUGGUGCGCGACGCCCGCGGGAGGAAGAUGAGCAAAUCCCUGGGCAACGUCAUCGAUCCCAUGGACGUCAUCAACGGAGCGUCUCUACCCGACCUGCAGAGGAAACUCCGUGCGGGAAACUUAGACCCCAGGGAGUUGAAAACAGCGGAGGAGGGGCAGAGGAAGGAGUUUCCGUCCGGGAUCCCAGAGAGUGGAGCAGACGGACUGCGCCUGGCACUCUACUCACUCCGUACCACCGGCGACGAGGUGAGUGUGGACGUGGCGACUGUCCUGAGCUGGCGACACUUCUGCAACAAGGUGUGGAACGCCUUCCACUUCACCCAGAGAGCCCUGGGGCGAGACUACUCACCAGCGCCACUCACCGGGGUGGUGGUGGAGGGUGCCGGCAUGCCAGCGUGGCUGCUGUCCCGCGUGGCCGUGGCCGUGAGGGCCUCCAACGAGGCCCUGCGUGGCCUCUCCUUCCCGGCGGCCUCCAGCGCCGUGCACGCCCUGUGGCUGCACGACCUCUGUGACGUCUACCUGGAGUCUGUGAAGCCGGUGUUGGCUGCCGCUGCCGCUGCUACCGGCGGCGGCGGUUCGGGCGCGGAGGAGGCGGCGGAGGCGGCGGAGGCGGAGGCGAGGGUGGCGCUGGGCGCCCUCCACGCCGCCGUCGAGGUCGGGCUGCGGCUGCUGGCGCCGCUGGCGCCCUUCGUGGCCGAGGAGCUGUGGCAGCGGCACCCCCGCGCCGUGACGGACGCAGCGCCCAGCGUCUGCGUCGCGGCCUUCCCCGACGACGAGCUCGUGGCUGGCUGGCUGUCUCCCGCUGUGGAGGAGGACGUGGAGCUGAUGAUGGAGGUGGUGAGGACGGUGCGGACGCUCCGGGCUCAGUACGGCUUCACCAGGGAGCGACCCCCACUGAUGUUGGAGGCAGGAAGUGAGCGGGCCUCCCGCGUGCUCUCCGCCCUCGCCGUGCCGCUCUGCGCCCUCUGCCGCUGCCGUGAGCUGCGCCCCCUGGCGGCCGCCGGCCCGCUGGCGGCCGCCGGCCCGCCGGGCCACUGCGUCGGCGCCGUGGCGGCCGGGGGGGUCGCCGCCGUGUACCUGCCGCUGCAGGGCGUGGUGGACUCCGAGCGGGAGGUGCGCCGUCUGAGUGCCACCAGGGAGCGAGUGUUGUUCCGGCUGAGUGCUGCUCGUAGGCGGGACGGUGAGGAGGGCUACCGGCGGGACACGCCGGAGACCACGCGGCAGGAGCACCGCGCGCAGAUGGAGGCUCUGGAGAAGGAGGUGUCCGGGCUGGACAGGAUGCUGGAGCGUCUCGGGGACGCGGCCACACCACCAGGGGCCUGAUGCCCGCAACGAGACGGAAAGGGGGCGAACCUCCUCCCCCCUCCUCCCCCCCCCCCACCAUCGUAGCCUCUAGCAGAAUGACUCUGUGGGUUUUUUCGGUCAAGUCACCUAGGCAGAAACAAUAGUAGAUCAUCACGGACGUCUCGAUGGCCGCGCAAGCGAUCGUCUGAAGACGGGUUUGCUUGUCGUGCGGCGAUCUAAACGUCGUGAUUCUAGCUUCGCGACUUCACCGAAAGAAUCAAUGUGUAUGCAUUCGUGCAGACUGUAGGGGCAAGUGCCGUUAGCGAGCAGCAUCU